GCUGACGGUACAUGAUGAAACAACAUGCUACUUAACCCAGUCGUGUAAAACUUAUCUUGUUUAUGUAAGAAAAGUUAUAUUUUAUCAGUACUUUUCCUCGUGUAUUUCUUCCCCGCACUCUCAAUUCAGACCUCGGUUCAUCGGAAACUUUGUAAAGAUGCCUGUCCUGUGCAGCAGCUGUACUGAGAAACGAGCUGUGCUGAAACGUCCAAAGACGGGCCACUCGUUGUGUAAGGGGUGCUUCUUCUGGGCCUUCGAGGAGGAGGUACAUCAGACGAUCGUGGCAGCAAAGCUCUUCAAACCUGGGGAAAUAGUGGGAAUCGCUGCCUCAGGAGGGAAGGACUCUACAGUGCUUGCACAUGUAAUGAAGCUCCUAAAUGAGCGAUACAAUUAUGGCCUUGAACUUAUGCUUCUCUCAGUGGAUGAGGGAAUCACUGGUUACCGAGACGACUCGUUGGAGACCGUAAAGAGGAAUCAGCAACAGUAUGAGCUGCCACUGAAGAUUGUGUCUUAUGAGGAGCUGUAUGGCUGGACUAUGGAUGCUAUAGUGAAGCAGGUGGGACUGAAAAAUAACUGCACCUUCUGUGGAGUGUUCAGACGGCAGGCAUUAGACAGAGGAGCCAUCAUGCUGAAAGUGGACAAGAUAUGUACAGGUCACAAUGCUGACGACGUGGCAGAAACGGUUUUGAUGAAUGUCUUGCGAGGUGACAUAGCUCGACUGCGUCGCUGCACUGCCAUCUCCACAGCCAGCGAGGGCGAAGGGGUCGUGCCGCGCUGCAAGCCCCUUAAAUAUGCGUAUGAAAAAGAAAUUGUUCUGUACGCUUACUUUAAGAAGUUGGACUACUUUUCCACAGAGUGUAUCUACUCUCCCAAUGCUUAUCGUGGCUAUGCAAGGACCUUUUUAAAGGACCUGGAGAGCGUAAGGCCCAGCUCCAUCAUUGAUAUCAUUCACUCCGGUGAGAACCUGUCUGUGCGGGAGGGGGUGAAGAUGCCUGUGCAGGGGACCUGUAAUCGCUGCGGCUACAUCUCCAGCCAAGCACUGUGCAAGUCCUGUGUGCUGCUAGAGGGGCUGAACCGAGGUCUGCCGAAACUGGGUAUAGGCAAACACCACCGUCUGCAUGACAAAAUCCUCUCCCAGCAGCCCCUUACCGAGAAGGAGGAGAGGAAGCUGAAAUCAGUAGACUUUUGACAGUUAUUAUCACCUGUUUAUUUACUAUAGGACUGAAGAUGUAUAAUUCAAUUUUAGAAUAAACCACUUUUGUUGUGUUUUAUAUGGGAAAAGACUAGUCUAAGAAACCAAAUCUCUUAUUUGUUUUCAUUCAUCAUUAAUAGAAUAUUCAUUAAGUUCAUAUGUUUGUUACAUUAAAUUUUUAGUAAAAUUGAGAAAACCUCUUACACUAGUGCUGUGUCUUUACACCAGAAUGUCCAUUCACUGCUGUUUUACAGCUGCUGACCUGGAUCACUGAGAUACUAUGUGGACACAGAAAUUUGUGUUUACCUUAGGGUACUAUUCAAUAAUAGCUGAAUGGUACAUGUAUCCAGUGGUUUUUGUAGUAAUUUGCCAUCUGUACAACACACAUAGGAGAUGGGAAAAAGUGGAACAUUUUCUGCUUAUGUUAAUGCUUUGGUAUGAAAUUAAGUAUUUUUCUGUUUUCAGUUAAUUAUUAAACUUUGUGAUUCCGCAUCAUUUGGAUUUUUAAAUACUAAAUAUCUACACACACCUAACAAGUGUAGUCCUGUGUUAUGUGAAGUGCAGAGACAAGGACUUGCAACAUUUUUUUCAUUUUCUAGUUAAAUUUUACUGGAAUCUCACACAGACAGCAUGUUUUAUUUCUUUAUUUUAUGCUACCUCUUAUGUCCCACUGCACCAAUCUCUGGGGAGGAUAUGAUUACAUUCAUGGUCACAUUCCAAGGUGUUUUAUGAACUGAUUUAAUAAAUGCGUUAUCCCAUG
This is a messenger RNA of Seriola dumerili (greater amberjack), 1952 nucleotides long. RefSeq names its product cytosolic thiouridylase subunit 1 (gene ctu1). Gene Ontology annotation, molecular function: tRNA binding. The coding region runs from base 158 to 1189 and encodes 343 amino acids. Gene Ontology annotation, biological process: tRNA wobble position uridine thiolation. The transcript is spliced from 3 exons. The record is from RefSeq and is a predicted model, not a curated record. Gene Ontology annotation, cellular component: cytosolic tRNA wobble base thiouridylase complex; mitochondrion. NCBI's taxonomy places the organism in Eukaryota, Metazoa, Chordata, Actinopteri, Carangiformes, Carangidae.